AUGUAUCUGGGAGUACGAACACUAGGAACUCAUAGAGACACUGGGGCAUUAAUUCGUUUAAGGUCAGAGUUGUCCAACACUGCCUCAAUCAAUAAGAUUCUUCUAGUUCAUGUCCUUUGUGAAAAUCUGGGAGACUAUUCUGGUAUUGUGUUCAUGACUGCAGGUCCCGACAGGAUGAUGGGAGCGAUGAGGAAUAUUGAGGGUGAAGAAUCUGGAGCCUUCUUUAUUAGUAUGGCCGUGCUGGGACUGGGGAUUUAG
Messenger RNA from Prunus armeniaca (apricot), 258 nucleotides. The record is from the annotation of a GenBank genome assembly. NCBI's taxonomy places the organism in Eukaryota, Viridiplantae, Streptophyta, Magnoliopsida, Rosales, Rosaceae.